This is a messenger RNA of Drosophila takahashii, 1298 nucleotides long. RefSeq names its product bifunctional phosphoribosylaminoimidazole carboxylase/phosphoribosylaminoimidazole succinocarboxamide synthetase-like. Lineage: Eukaryota; Metazoa; Arthropoda; Insecta; Diptera; Drosophilidae. Gene Ontology annotation, molecular function: phosphoribosylaminoimidazolesuccinocarboxamide synthase activity. The record is from RefSeq and is a predicted model, not a curated record. Gene Ontology annotation, biological process: 'de novo' IMP biosynthetic process. Gene Ontology annotation, cellular component: cytosol.
AAAAUGUCUACCACGUCCAUUGAAGGCUACCAGCUCGGCAGGAUUCUGAUUGAGGGAAAGACCAAGAAGGUGUACGACCUGCCCGAUCAUCCGGGACUAUGUCUGCUGCUCAACAAGGAUCGCAUCACAGCCUUCGAUGGACUCAAGGCCCAUGAGCUUCGGGGCAAGGCGGCAAUCUCCAACACCACCAAUGGACUGGUUUUUCGGCUACUCAACAAGGCGGGAAUUCGCACCGCUUUCGUGGAUCAGUGUGGCGAACAGGCCUUCAUAGCCCGCAAGUGCCAGAUGAUACCAAUUGAGUGGGUGACUCGUCGCUUGGCCACUGGAUCCUUCAUCAAACUAAAUCCCGAAGUGCCCGAGGGCUAUCGAUUUGCGCCUCCCAAACAGGAGACUUGCUUCAAGGACGACGCUAGUCACGAUCCCCUGUGGUGCGACGAGCAAAUCUACGCCUCUAAGUUCAAACUGAAUGGUCUAGUAAUUGGCCGAGAUGAAGUGCAGCUGAUGAGACGCACAUCCCUUCUGGUCUUCGAGAUCCUCGAGAGAGCUUGGCAAACGAAGAACUGCACCCUCGUCGACAUGAAAGUGGAGUUCGGCGUGGACGAUGAUGGAAACAUAUUGCUAGCGGACAUUAUAGAUUCCGAUACGUGGCGCAUUUGGCCAGCUGGCGAGAAACGACUCAUGGUGGAUAAAACCGUCUAUAUAAAUCUGACGGCAGUAACCGAUAGUGAUUUGGACCAAGUGAAACAAAACUAUUCCUGGGUGGUGGAUCAAUUGACGUCUAUGGUGGCUCCCAAGGAUCAUCUGGUGGUGGUGCUAAUGGGAAGUGCUUCCGACACUGCACAUGGCUUACAGAUUGCAUCCCGCUGUCGGUCAUUGGGUCUGAAUGUACAGCUCCGCGUGAGUUGCGGUUUUAAAGAUCCUGAGGAAACGCUGCGCAUUCUCCGGGAAUACGAAGCGACAACGGGUAAGCUGGUUUUUGUGACCGUUGCUGGGCGAUCAAAUGGAUUGAGCUCCUUGCUUUCGGGCAACACCAGUUGUCCAGUGAUCGAUUGUCUGCCACUUCAGUCCAAGAGCAGCUUGAAUCUGGGCUAUGAUCUCCAUCCGGAAGCAGCCGCUCUACACACGGCAUCCAUUCUGGGGCUAGAUAACUUUAUGGUUUGGUCCAAGCUGCGCGUCAAACAAUUAAACAAUAUAAUUGCCCUUAAAAAAGCCGAUACAGAUCAGCGACAAGUUCGCGACUGCUGAGAGAAGCCUUAAUAUCUUAUCUCAAUUAUAUUAAGCCUAUCUCACCUUCAAGU